AUCCAUUUCAAUGGUGCAGCUUUCCCAAGCCCCUUUCCGUCGCCCAUCAUCACCUUCAGGCCGGUCAAAGGAGGGGGAGGAUAAGAGCAUGAAGGCGGCCAAGCAGCAGGUGAACCCCUCUGGGGAGAGCCAACCUCCCUCCAGCCCCCUGCAGUCUGCGCUGAACUCGGCAGCCUCUCCUUCCCAGGCAUAUGAGACUUACAUUGAUAAUGGGCUUAUCUGCCUCAAACACAAGAUCAGGAACAUUGAGAAAAAGAAGCUCAAACUAGAAGACUACAAAGAUCGCCUGAAGAAGGGAGAAGCUCUCAAUCAAGACCAGUUGGAGGCAGUGGAGAAAUACGAUGAAGUAGUACACAACUUGGAAUUUGCCAAGGAACUUCAGAAGACUUUUUCAGGACUUAGCCAAGAUCUGCUGAAAGCACAGAGGAAGGCUCAGCGAAGAGAGAGUCUACUGAAGCUUGAAGCAGAGAAGAAAAAACUGCGUACAAUACUCCAAGUCCAGUAUGUGCUGCAGAACUUCACUCAAGAGCAUGUUCAGAAAGAUUUCAAAGGUGGUGUGAAUGGUGCAAUAUAUUUGCCUUCUAAAGAACUAGACUACCUCAUAAGAUUUGCAAAACUGACAUGUCCAGAAAGAAAUGAGAACUUGAGUGUUGAAGACCAGAUGGAACAAUCAUCUCUCUACUUCUGGGACCUUUUAGAAGGAAGUGAGAAACCUGUGGUUGGAACAACAUAUAAACACAUGAAGGACCUGUUAUCCAAACUUCUAGACUCUGGCUACUUUGAAAGUAUUCCAACUCCUCGCACCGCUGUGCCAGUAAAAGAAUUGGAAGAAGAAGUAAAUAGAAAAUCUGAGAGAACAAGGCAGAUGUCAAAAGGAGAGUCUGUCAAAGAACCAGAAUCCAUUAUGGAGCUUAUGAAGUCUGAAAUACAACCACAGGAGUUUCUCAACAGGCGUUAUUUGCCUGAAGCAGAAUACUCUGUCAAGAAGAAGCCAGAAGAGCCCAAAUCUUGGGAACCUGAGUGUCCUAGAAAGCAAGACCCUCCAAAGUCCUGGGAAAUGCUUGUUGAUAUUGAAGAGCAGAAACAAGAGACUUUGAAGCCUUGGGAAGCUCGUGUUAGGCAGCAAGAACCAAAAAGACCAGAUUCUCCAAAGCCUUGGGAAGCUCGUGUUAAAGAGGAGGAACAGAAGUGUGAGUCUACAAAGCCCUGGGAGACCCGUGUUGAGGAGGAAGAACAGAAGAAGCAAGAAGCUCCAAAGGCCUGGGUAGCACGUGUCCGAGAGGAGCAGGAGUCCCCCAAGCACUGGGUAGCAAAGGGUAGGGAAGAGCAGGACCAGAAGAAACAGGAAUCGCCUAAGCCAUGGGUAGCAAAAGCUAGGGAAGAGCAGGAACAGAAAAAGCAGGAGCCCCCAAAACCUUGGGUAACCAAGGUUAAGGAAGAACCAGAACAAAAGCAGGAAUCUCCAAAACCUUGGGUAACCCAAACUAGGGAGCAACCAGAACAAAAGAAGCCAGAGCCUGUGAAAUCAUGGGAAAUGCCUGUUAGGGAAGAGCCAGAGCAAAAGAAGCAGGAGCCUGUGAAGGCUUGGGCUGCACAUGUUAGGGAGGAGCCAGAACAAAAGAAGCAGGAGACUCGAGAGGCUUGGGAAAAAGCUGACAGGCAGCAGCAAGUGUCAUCACAGCAGUUACAGAACCCUCCGAAGUCCUGGGGAGCUGCAAGUGUUGGGCCAAAGGAGCAGAUGGGGCCAAAGAAGUUUGAUAUGGAACCCAAAGAAGAGUCCAUUCUGGAAUUUGAUAAAGCUUCACCAAGUGCCAUUGGUUCAUCCCAACCACCUUCAGUUACUCCAGCAAGUAGUCCUGUAGCUUCAAAAGAACAGAAACUGCCAAGUCAGAGUGAUUUUCUCCAACAGCCCCUUCAAGCUGCUGCUUCAUCCAUGACACUGCAUGGUUCAAAUACUUCCUUAGCAUCUGCUGAUCAGACUCUUUCUGGCUCCGAAACUGAAGACUUGGUGACACCACAGACACCACAGGCAACUAUUCCCCUCCCAAGUGAGCCACAGUCACCAUUACCUACUUCAAGCGCUUCCAUGUCGCCAGUACCACCAGCGCAAAGCUUUCAGUCUCCUCCAGCAAGUAGCAGUUCUGUCACAAUAACAGCAGCUCCCUUUCAGGCUAUGCAGACUGUAUUUAAAGUGAAUGCACCACUGCCUCCACGUAAAGACCAGGAAAUAUUUUUUUCAGCAGGAUAUAACCAGAGUUUCUCUACAGCAAGUACACAGACUCCUCCUCAAUGCCAGUUGCAAUCUUCUCAUGUUGCGGAACAAACUUCUCUUUCACAAGAAUCUCUGUCUUCAGCAGUGAAUUAUCAACCUGAUGGAGCUGUUCCUGUUAGCAAUGGUAGCCUUGCCUUUUAUCCAGCACAGACCAAUGUCAUUCCCAGACCCCCUCAGCCUUACAUUAACAGUCGUGGGUCUGUCAGAGGAUCUGCUAGAGGUGGAAGGUCACUGGCUAAUUCAUAUCGUUCCCCUGGUGGGUACAAAGGUUUUGAUGCUUACAGAGGCUCACCUUCAAUAACUAAUGGCAACUAUGGCCAGCUGCAGUUCCCUGGUAGAGAUUAUGCUGGAAUGCCAUAUUCUCAGAGGGAUGUUAAUUACCAGCAGUGCUAUAAACGAGGUGGGAUAACUAGUGGUCCUCGAGCAAAUUCAAGAGCAGGGUGGAGUGAUUCUUCUCAAGUGAGCAGUCCAGAACGAGACAAUGAAACCUUUAACAGUGGGGACUCUGGGCAGGGAGACUCCCGCAGCAUCACCCCUGUUGAUAUGCCAGUGACAAGCCAAGCUGCCACCAUACUACCAGUGCACGUCUACCCUCUCCCGCAGCAGAUGAGAGUUGCCUUUUCUGCCGCUAGAACAUCUAACUUGGCCCCUGGAACUCUAGACCAGCCAAUUGUGUUUGAUCUGUUGCUGAACAACCUUGGAGAAACUUUUGAUAUCCAGCUUGGUAGGUUCAACUGUCCAGUGAAUGGUACAUAUGUCUUCAUCUUCCACAUGCUGAAACUGGCUGUAAAUGUCCCCCUGUAUGUGAAUCUCAUGAAGAAUGAAGAGGUCCUAGUGUCAGCAUAUGCAAAUGAUGGGGCUCCUGAUCAUGAAACAGCUAGUAACCAUGCGGUCCUGCAGCUGUUCCAGGGAGAUCAGAUCUGGUUGCGUCUGCAUCGGGGAGCCAUCUAUGGAAGUAGCUGGAAAUACUCCACUUUUUCGGGAUACCUCCUUUAUCAGGACUAAAAUCCAGUGCGAUGUUUACAAGAGCUGCUCCAAACACCUUGGUGGAGGGGGGUGGGACUAGCUUUGCACUUACUACUGACUUCAUAGAAGAUAUGUGGUUCCAUUAUUGGGGGAAGUGAUGGUCCUGUUGUGCAAGGUGAAAUCAUGGAGUUGGGGUACUGAAUCAGCACUAAUUUGGCACUUUAUCAGUUGUGAUGUAGCCUUGCUAGUAAAGCUGUGAAUGUAUAUUGUUUGCACUUACCCUAAACUGUAUUAAUGUCCAGCUUACUACACUAUCGAUUGCCUCAAGUAUGGGCUAUUCACAAUGCCUUGUUGUGCCUCAAUAAAACAAGUUAAUAUGCAUUUUAGUAUU
Molecule: messenger RNA, 3629 nt
Organism: Balearica regulorum gibbericeps (East African grey crowned-crane)
Lineage: Eukaryota; Metazoa; Chordata; Aves; Gruiformes; Gruidae
Source: RefSeq, a predicted model, not a curated record